Molecule: messenger RNA, 3758 nt
Organism: Penaeus vannamei (Pacific white shrimp)
Lineage: Eukaryota; Metazoa; Arthropoda; Malacostraca; Decapoda; Penaeidae
Source: RefSeq, a predicted model, not a curated record
CAGUGUGCUUAUGAACGGAGUGGGGUUACAAGUGUUGGCGAAAUUUGGGGGAACUUCAACUGACUAGCUCUUUAAUUAUGCUUUUGUCUUUUAUUUUUUAAAAGUUUCGAGAUUUGAGUUAUUCAUUCAAAAGCACUGACAGGCUUUUUAUAAGAGAAAUUCAUGCCAUAAAGAAUUGAUAAAAUGGAUCCACCACCAAUGCCAGAUCGUGAAGAAGCCAAUCCCUUAGACAAUGCACAUGACGCUGAACCUCAAACUUUAAGGGGAGUGAUAUACGAUGGAAUGGAGAUGCAACAACACAAUGAUCUCAGAAGUUCCCAGAGUUCCCGGAGCUCUGAAAGAUCCCAAAGUUCUGGAAGUUCUGGGAGUUCUAAAAUGAGCACAUAUGACUUGACCCAAACAGAGCAUGUUAAAGUGGCUGUUGAUGAUGAGCCAACUCUGAACUUGGAGAAAAGUACAUUCUACAUAAGUUGCACGGGCGUUUCGAGCACUGUCGAGAAAACAAGUAGAGUAAAAGGUUUAUCGGAAUCUGGGGAAUCAAACGCGAGCAGCUACGGAACUUGUAAAGCCCACAGUCAGGAUGAAUUGGAUGGUGUUGUGUCGGACGUGCGCACCAUAAUGUCUCGACAACGCUCAGAGUCCGCGGCCUCACUUGAGUACUAUCGCUCGCAGGACACACGCUUGCAGGUCUCAGCGCGAGAGGAACUGCAGGUCAGACCCCAAAGCACAGAGCACGACCGUCAUGUCCAGCAGUCGAGAAGGCUACCAUUCUGGCUCUGGUUCAUCAUUGCCAAGAGUCUCGGAAUCAAGCUGCACGCGGACGACAAGCCCAUUGCGGCGACGGUCUUGUAUACCCUCACGUUCAUGACGGCUUUAGGUUACAUUAUGUCAAACUGGUGGUUCACGGCAUACGACAUUGCCAGCGACUACACCAAAACUACAGUCAUAGAUGGAACCAUUAGCAUAUUCUACUCGCUGCUUUGGGGUGCGCUGGGAGUAUAUGCUAACAAACUGGCAUUCAGGUUGUUCAGCCACAAGAAGUUCCUGGACAUGUUGAGGCUCCACUCGAAGACCAUCCUGAAAAUGAAUGCGGCCGCGGUGCUCUUCACGGUGAUGAUGCUCUUUGCCUUUUUCAACGAUGUCAAUGCUUACUCGAAUUUCAAGGACAAGACGUGUCAGACAGGAAUUCGCAAGUUUAUGCAGUCCCUGGAGCAAGAUUCGCGUGUAUAUGAAGCAAGAUACAUGGGUGUUACUCAGCAAGGGACGCCAGACAGACCUGUACUUGAAGAGAAUGGUCAUCACUCUGAAGGAAAUGAGCUUUUAUCUGAGUACACAUGGGUGGAUGAGGACUACCUGGAGGAGCUGCGAGACCCUGGGACAAGUGAUGUCGACUCCAACUCCUCGGCACUCAUCCCACAACAGGGUAACAGACGCCCCAGUGUACCGGAUACAGGAGGAUCGCCAGACAGUACUGGGCUCCCGAUACCCCGGAUUCCAUCCUCACCGUCAUCCUCAAGGCAAAGCGUUGCAUCUGAGAGAUCUUCAAGCCUUCAUAAGGAAGCUCAGGGACAGAUAGGAGAGAAGACUACUUUAACACACAGAGCUCGAACCAACAGCCAGACAGACGAGGCCAGCUCGGUGUGUAGUACGUCGACGUCCACUGAGGUCCGUACAAAGCCCACGCCUCUCAUGAGCAACUCGGAGAUUCUUUUCCGAUACUGGAAGAUACAGUCCCGGCUGCGGCUGUCGUCGGUCGCACUCCAGAGGUGGAUGAUGUCAAUCCUCUCUAUGGUGGUGGUGUGGUUGGCCAUGAACCUGGUCCUGUGGCUGAACUAUGACCCGACCUUGAUUGACCUGGCUAACUUCUUCCUCCCACUGGCACUCCUCCCCCUGUUGGCUUCUGCAUAUGCCGAGGUCAACCAGGAGGGACUUAGGCUUCUGAAGUUCAUUUGCCCAGUGGAAGAGAGGCUACAGAUGCUGUAUGUCCUGCAGAACAACCCUCUCCAGAUGACAGUCUACGGGUUCACCCUCUCGUACUCCACCAUCACCACGGCAGCCUUCGGUAUUUUGCUUGCUUUUGCAUCCAAGGUCCUGAUUCAGGAGAUAUCGGGACCUAACACACCACCUAUUGCCACGUGAUGGGAUUUUAGUUUGGGAUGUGUCUUAUCAGAUAUUUUGUAUCUUCCAGUUCAUAAUGUGAAUGUAUUUCCGGUAUCCCUAUGGUGGGAAUGGAGCAAAGAAUGUCAUUCCAAAUUUAUGGUUUUAUGUUUUUUAUAUGGUUGAUGUUGUAUGGAAGACAACAGAAUUCUUUUUUAAUGUAUGAUAUUUUAGCGAUGGUAUAAUGCACCUAUAGGCAAUGUAAAGCUAUUGCGUAGGUUGGUUGGGUAUACAAAAGGCGAGGUGAAAGGAAGGUACGUUUUAGUAGUGGGAGAGCAGCUAUUAGCUACAUGUAUCUUUUAGUAUAUUUAGUCUUAUAGCUAAAUAUAUUUCUAUAAUUGUUGUUGACCAGGGUUGCCUAGAAUAGUAUUUGUGAUUCCCAGUUGAUUCUUGUUAAUUAAUAUUUAACUAAUGGCAUUAGUACCUACAUAACAUUCCUAACUAUUUUUCUUUUCAGCAAAUAUCUCCAUGUUUUGCUGUAGGAUUUUGUAGUAUAGACUUUUUAUUUACACAUUACUUGAUCAAUUUAUGCCAAUGAUAAAUUUAGGAAUAUUAAUACAACUAAAUCUGUUAACCAGAUAGCAGAUAUAUAGUCAUUAUUUUAUUAGCAAGAAAGACAUUGUAUUUAAGAAGUGACGCUAGCAGAAGAAAAUUAAAAUGUGAGUGAAUGAGGAAUAACUGUUGUAGGGAAAAGCAAAAAUUCAUUAAAUCACCAUAUUGGACUCACUUCAGCGCAGAUUACAGUUUUUCUCAGAUACUCUGUAAAUCACACAAGUAUCUCUCGGCAGAUGAUACUACUCUGAAUGGUGUUAUAUAGAUGAUAUGGAUAAAAAUCUUGCUAGCGGUAUCAAUUUUUGUUUUGUCGUGAUAGGAUAAAUGGAUGAUAGGAUUGGACAUUUUUUGGACCAAUAUCACAAAUUUCUGAAAGCGAAGCUAAAAUUUUGAGAAUAAAAGUUGAAUGAAUCUCUGUACAAGUGAAGCACAAUAGAACAUACAAUAUGUUGGAUAUUUUUGAUGUAGAAUGAAGUGGAGAUAAUUAAGCAUAAAUCUGUGUUUUUAAAUAUUUUAUUGUGCACUUGAUUUAAUAUUUGUGUCUAUUAUGAUUUUAGUUAAAUUUAUUCUAUUUUACCUUGUUUUUCUUUAAUAUCGUACAUUUCUCUUUCUCUCUCCCUUAUAAUGUCUAUGCUUGUUCGUUUAUAUUUGAGGCACUUAGGAAGAGAGGUCUCCAAAUGCCCAUUUUUUAAAACUUGAAAAGAAAACCCUUUAUAAGUUAUUUCUUCCUCUUACGCCAAAAGAACAGCAGAACUGAAGGUUGGAUUGGAAGCUCGACCACAAUACAGAGGAUGAAAGGGUUCUGUCGGCUAUUUAGUAAGAUAGCGCUGUACUUGCUGAGGAUUAGGUUGCCAGUAGCUCAUUUUGCUUACGACCAUCUUUUACUAAACACCUCGCUUUGGAUCUCAUGUUUUGUCCCUUUUUCUCUCUCUCUCUCUCUCUCCCAAAGUCUUAUAUAUUUUAUUUGGGACCAGAUAUCUCCAAGAAAUAUAUAAAAGAAGUAUAUAUAUAUAUAUUGAUAGUAAUAAAAGGCUAUAUUGUUGUGUCGU